UGUACUUCACUGCCACCUUUCCCUACGUCAUGUUGUUGAUCCUUCUAAUUCGAGGACUAUGUCUUCCUGGCGCUCUUGAAGGAGUUCUUUUUUAUCUUCUGCCUGAUCCAACACGAUUAACUGACCCUCAGGUGUGGAUGGAGGCCGGGGCACAGAUCUUCUUCUCCUACAGUAUCGGUGUGGGCUCUCUAAUUGUGCUAGGCAGCUACAAUAAACAAAAUAACAACUGCUACAGGGACUGCCUGUGGCUUUGUUGCCUUAACAGUGGUACGAGUGUCGUAGCUGGGUUUGCAGUGUUCUCUGUGCUGGGAUUCAUGGCUCACAAACAAGGCAUUCCUAUAGCUGAGGUGGCAGAGUCAGGUCCAGGUUUGGCAUUCAUUGCAUAUCCUCAGGCAGUGGCUAUGAUGCCUCUUCCCCAGCUCUGGUCCAUCUGCUUCUUUGUCAUGCUCAUCCUCUUGGGUCUGGACACACAAUUUGUUGCAAUGGAGGUGGUGAUGACGUCUAUCAUAGACAUGUUUCCCAGAAUUAUGCGACAGGCAAGACGUCGAGAGAGCUUCCUCCUCCUGUUCUGCCUAAUUUGCUUCUUUUCUCAGCUAGUCAUGAUCACUGAGGGAGGGAUGUUUGUGUUCCAGCUGUUUGACUACUAUGCAUGUAACGGAGCCUGCAUCCUCUUCCUCUGUGUGUUUGAAGCCCUUUCAAUGGGAUGGAUAUUUGGAGCGGAUAAAUUGUAUGGCAUAAUAAAGGAUAUGACAGGGGUGGACGCCAACCCAUUCUUCAAAAUCUGCUGGCUGUACCUCACGCCACUGGUCUCCCUGGGAUCUUUCAUAUGUUCUUUAGUGGAGUACCAGCCUCUGACUUUCAACCGGUGGUAUGUUUACCCAUCCUGGGCGUACGUAUUGGGCUGGGUGCUGGCUCUCUCCUCCAUCCUGCUGGUACCAGGGUGGGCAUUUUAUAAGCUGGCUACAGGCAAAGGCACACUCAGGCAGCGCGUCUGCGAUUUAUGCCGACCUGCUCUGGACGACUCACCAACCCAAACGACAGAAACCGAGCUGCAAAACAUGGGUGUUGACCUGCUGCAGCCAUUCAUGACCAACUGAUGCAACUAGAAUUCUCUGUUUAGCUUUAAGCACACAAAACUUAGAUGAACCUCCAUGAUCAGAUGAGGAGAAAAAGGCUAUCAAGGUCUGAGCAUCGGUUCAGUGUCUCCUUCUGUGGAAAACAACAUCACAAUAGAUUUACCUUUAAGAAUAAGCCAUAUUAUAAAAGCACCACCUAAAGGCUGUAUACCUUCAUUCUGUCUUUUUUCUGGUUGUUUUUGUGAGAUUUCAUUCGUUUUACUAUGAACAUUAUGCUGUCAGAUAAUCAUCUUCUGUGGUUUUUGUAUGGAGUGUUAAGACAAAUAAAUCCCCUCCAUUGAGUUUUUGUGUUUUAUCUUGUUCAUUUGUCCUUUUUUCAGGUGUGGUCCUGCCUUUUACUUCUGAAAAAGAUAACCUUUAAAGGCAGCAAAGAGCUGAAUAUGAAUACAGUGGUACGCUGUUAUAUACAGCUUGCAUGAUUUCAAGAGCUAUUGCAGAUAUUCUAAGAAAAUGCUCCACUAAAAGGUUAAAAGCAGAUACCAUCCUGGUGGACUGACUUUUCUGCUCACAAUUCAUAACUUUGGGAGGAUUAUAUUUGGAAAUUUCCACU
Messenger RNA from Cyprinodon variegatus (sheepshead minnow), 1686 nucleotides. RefSeq names its product sodium- and chloride-dependent GABA transporter 2-like. Gene Ontology annotation, biological process: sodium ion transmembrane transport. The record is from RefSeq and is a predicted model, not a curated record. The coding region runs from base 30 to 1097 and encodes 355 amino acids. Gene Ontology annotation, cellular component: membrane. The transcript has 9 exons. NCBI's taxonomy places the organism in Eukaryota, Metazoa, Chordata, Actinopteri, Cyprinodontiformes, Cyprinodontidae.